Molecule: messenger RNA, 726 nt
Organism: Alternaria infectoria
Lineage: Eukaryota; Fungi; Ascomycota; Dothideomycetes; Pleosporales; Pleosporaceae
Exons: 3
Coding region: 1-726 (241 amino acids)
Source: RefSeq, a predicted model, not a curated record
AUGACCUGUGCAGCCACAUCUGGAGGUUGUGGAGCUAGUACAGCGUGCGCACCGUCAGCGCCAGCGAUCGCGAGCACACCUGGUGUUAUCUCGUCUGCAAGCACACCAAGUCGCCAUCUCACCGCCGGGGAGAAAGCGGAACUGCAGCAGAAGAAAGAGGAGCGCGCAGAGAAGAAGCAACAACGGAAGGAGGUUCGAGACGAGGCAAAGGCAGACACCAAGGCCAAGCUCCCGGAUACGACUAGCAAGAAGGCUAAGCUGAGGCUGUACAUUACUUUGUUCAAGCUCAGUUGCAAUUUCACCACCAAGAACGGAACGGUAGGGCAGAGACUGAAGAUCAAGCGUGCGCGAAAGAGGCGACAGCGGAAGGUAGUUCGAGACAAGUCCAAAGCAGACACCAAGGCCAAGGUCCCACACGCGGGUGACGGAGGUGACGGCGGCAGCUACUCAGGCGGAGAUUCAGGAACCGAUUACAUCCCACAAGGCUCCUCCUCGUCCAGCCGACCAUUGACAGCCGAGGAGCAAGCGGCAGCGGACCGCAAACGCAAAGAACAAGAAGAACAGUGGGAGCGUGAGAGAGCGGAACGCAAAGAGAAGAAGCGACAACGAAGGGCAGUCCGAGCCGAGACCGCUACUGCAGUCAAAGCGAAGCGCCACGAGGCAGCUAAGCUGAAGGAGAAGAUCCGUCUGACUGCCACGCUUCUUACACUCAAGCUCCAUCUUUGA